AAUUAAAAUCGAUCACUCUGCCUGUUCCAAUCCAACAGUGGACCGACAGUCGUUUCAGUUCUAUGUUCAUAAACCCUACUUUCGAUUGGAUUCUUGAGUUGUUUUCCCUCCAGCAUCCUCCCCCAUUUCAUCUUCGUUCCGACGGAAUUUUUUCUCUUUGAUUUCGUAAGACAAAUGGGUGGGAGCGCUAUAGAUGAAGAUUGGCAGCUUGACCUUACUUCCCCAACCAGGAGAAGUGCUCAAACUGUGGUUUUAGUCGGUCGUACAGGCAAUGGGAAAAGUGCUACUGGCAAUAGUAUUCUUGGAAGGAAGGCAUUUAAGUCGAAGGCAAGUUCUUCGGGUGUGACGAUCACUUCUGAAUUGCAGACAACUGUACUAACAGAUGACCAAGAGAUAACUGUUAUUGACACCCCAGGGCUGUUUGACUUUUCUCUUGGAUCAGAGUUUGUUGGCAAGGAAAUUGUCAAAUGUAUUGAUCUGGCCAAGGAUGGUAUUCAUGCCGUUCUUUUAGUUUUUUCAGUCCGGAGUCGUUUUUCUCUGGAAGAAGAGGCUGCCCUUCGUAGCCUGCAAACUUUGUUUGGUAGCAAAAUUUUCAACUACAUGAUUGUUGUUUUUACUGGGGGUGACGAACUUGAAGAAAAUGACGAUACAUUGGAAGAUUACUUAGGUCAUUCAUGCCCUGAUCCGUUAAAGGAUAUCCUUGCCUUGUGUCAAAACCGAUGUGUGCUUUUUGAUAAUAAGACUAAGGACGAAUUAAGGAAGGUUGGACAAGUUCAACAACUGCUCUUCCUUGUUAAUGGCAUUAUGAUGCAAAACGGUGGACAACCCUAUUCAGAUGAGUUAUUCACCGAACUGAAGAUGGGGGCUAUGAAACUACGUGAUCAACAAAAAGAGGUUGAUUCUCUUGAAGGCUACACCAAGCAAGAAAUUUUGGAGCUGAAGGAGCAGAUGCACCAUUCAUACGAUGAGCAGUUGAAAAGAAUUACAGAUAUGGUUGAGUUGAAGCUUAGAGAAACAACUGUAAGACUUGAACAAAAACUGGCAGAAGAACAAGCAGCGAGACUGAAGGCAGAAGAGCAUGCACGACAUGCUCAGAGAGAAUCUAGUGAUGAAAUUCGUAAACUCAGGGAGAAUCUACAGAAAGCAGAGGAAGAGCUUCGCAGGCGUGGUGAGUCGUCUCACUGCACCAUCCUUUGAUAAGAAUUUGGUGUUAAGAUUUACUAGAGUAAAUAUUAUCUUUAUGAAAUCUCAAAAAGAAUAUUUCCCAUCCGCCUCCCACCAUGGUGCCUUUUACGGAGGUUUACAUUAACGGUGCAACUGAUUAAAUGAUGUCUAUAAUUCUAGGGUCCUUUUAUUAUCAAACAUUUCUGAUUGCAUUUAACUUCUAUGUAUAUGAAAAUUCCAUUGCCUAA
Molecule: messenger RNA, 1412 nt
Organism: Benincasa hispida (wax gourd)
Lineage: Eukaryota; Viridiplantae; Streptophyta; Magnoliopsida; Cucurbitales; Cucurbitaceae
Product: immune-associated nucleotide-binding protein 9-like
Molecular function (GO): GTP binding
Source: RefSeq, a predicted model, not a curated record